AUGACCGACGCGAAGCCUCUACCUCGCAGUGAAGAGGAGUUGCAGGAGGCUAGGAUCCAGAGGGCCAACAAACUGGCCCGGUACUUCCGUAUCCUGCCCUGCCCCUUCACGCAGCAGGUUUUCUGCUAUGCGGCUUGUCUUUUAAAAUGGUUCAAAGUCGAGCAAGCGCGCAUGGAGCUACUAGCUCAAACACUCGAAGCCCAGAAACAGCUGGCUGCUCAAAACGCCCCUGGAAACGAAGAUGCUGAGGAAGAGGAGGAGGGGGACGAGGAAGAGGGGGAGGAGGAUGUCCAGGCACUCUCUGAACAUCAAUCACUGGCAGAUGGUCCACCUGCUGACUCAGCUGACCCUGUUGCCCAGUCCACUGUUGAACCCGAAGUGCAAGAUGAAGCAAAUGAGGAAUCAAUGGAAGCCUACAAUGGAGAAGAGGAAGGGGAAGACGAGGAGGAGGACGAAGAAGAUGAGGAGGAGAAGGGAGAGGAGAUGGAAGAACCAGCACAGCAAGCUGAUACGGAUCCUCUUACACCCGCCCUGACAAAACCGUGCGUUCUUCGGAUUCCUUUCGCCGACACGACGGAAAAACGUCUGGCCUACAAUCUCGCGUUUUCUGCAAUGAAGUGUAGAAUUCCCCUUUUCCCCACCUCAGACGUCAGUAUUCUGGAGAGGAUCUUGGAUGAAGUUGGCUUCUACGGUGAAUAUCCCGACCUCCGUGAGGAGGAAUAUCUGGUGCUUGUAACCCUCUACGACUACACCGCCCGUAGUUAUCAACUCCGAACCAAAACUGAGGCUGAUACCGAAGUUCUGGCUCCAGAUGAGAAUGAACCAAGACCCGCAAAACUGGCCGGGCGCAUGUUUCUUCAUCCUCCUACGUCAGAGUUUUUCCAGGCAGUAGAAAAAGCGGUCAUCGAAAUGUCGGUGCAUUUUGCAGCAUCGGUGGCAAGGAUUCGAGUAAAGGAACAAGUCGGCUCCUUGCGUCUUCUUCUACCUGAAGAUUGGCGUAAAGCGGAGAACUUGGCCGAGAACAUGCCAUUUUACGCGUGGUACAACCAACUGCUGGGAAAGUCAGAGGUCGUGUUAACUUGGUUGAAGGAGAACAACUUUACCAAAGUAAAGGGUCGCCUUCCCAAUCAGACUGAGUACGCAGAAGACGAACACUGCCCCGACGCCUUUGUUUUUAACACUGCCGAUCGUGCGGUCAUUCUCGAAUCCCAAAUUGUCCGUGACAGGUUUAUGGUGGUUCAAGACAAAAGCAACCUCUUCGCCCUGCAAUGCCUUCUCUCGGUUAUCGGUGGAGGAGAAGAGGUGAUGAUUGUCAAUAAUCCCAAUAGCUGGAAUGGAAUCCACCUCGAAGGUUUACUCAUGAAUAAGUUCCCCACCAUCACGCCUAUUCCCACAAUUCGACUUGUUAGACAGCCCAAGGAGAAUGAGGACCCCAAGAUGAUCGUUAGAAGCGGUUGCAAAUCCACCAGACUUAUCACGGACGAAUUUGUGACUAUAAAUCCCUCCGCCGACAUCUACAAAAACCUACGUCAUAUUGUCAUUGAGGCGGUGGACAUGAAGACUGCUGUGGUCAACCCAAUUGACUACCUUGACAGCGAAAACGAAGAAUUGGCGAUGCUCAAGGAUAACUGGACGCUCAAGGACAAUCCACAAUACGUCACAAAGAGACUGGAAUCGCUGUCAAAGAACAUGGCCAACUUAAAACACGCACUAAAAUUCAAUCAGGUGCGUACGGUGAUCUUCGUCAGUCACUCGGCGGACACCGAAGAGAGCAACGUCAUGGUGCAGAAAUGCGUGGAGUUUGUUAACCGCGCGCUCCAACGCGAGGCGGAAAGCAACGCGACGCCCUCGCGACCGGUCACUUCGGUCCCGGGGUUUGUCUGUCGCCUGCCCAACCUCCCCUGUCUCCUUGAAGCCGAGGAAAGACUUAAGGAGGGGAACCCUACCAUUGUCAAUGAAGCACGUUGCAUCCGAUUCCCACCUUCUAAUAAACACAAUGGGUUUUUUAUUGCCUGUCUGAAGAAGGAGGUUGGUAUUGUUAAAAUUUGCAUUUUAUGGGGAGAACUCCUUCACUGUAGUCACCGUCGUAAACCACUGUUGUAA
Molecule: messenger RNA, 2103 nt
Organism: Mesocestoides corti
Lineage: Eukaryota; Metazoa; Platyhelminthes; Cestoda; Cyclophyllidea; Mesocestoididae
Source: the annotation of a GenBank genome assembly